AUGUGUAAGACUGGAUUGUGCCGCACAACCUUCAGGUUUGACAGCUUCGAUAUUCUUGGUGAUGAGGAGGUUCGGCAAGGACUGAAAGAGUACUCGAACUGGCCGACUUACCCUCAGGUCUAUGCUGCUGGAAAGUUGGUGGGUGGACUGGACAUUCUGAAGGAGCUGGCUGAUGAAGGCUCGUUGCUGGAGGAGCUGGCGAGCUGA
Messenger RNA from Symbiodinium natans, 207 nucleotides. NCBI's taxonomy places the organism in Eukaryota, Dinophyceae, Suessiales, Symbiodiniaceae. The record is from the annotation of a GenBank genome assembly.